Messenger RNA from Hibiscus syriacus, 819 nucleotides. RefSeq lists its product as uncharacterized. Lineage: Eukaryota; Viridiplantae; Streptophyta; Magnoliopsida; Malvales; Malvaceae. The transcript has a single exon. The coding region runs from base 1 to 819 and encodes 272 amino acids. The record is from RefSeq and is a predicted model, not a curated record.
AUGGCACUUCCUGAUGGUUUUUGCAGCCAGGGGGAGUCUAAGGUUUGUAGGCUGCAUAAAUCACUUUAUGGACUAAAACAAGCCUCCAGGAAAUGGAAUUUGAAGCUAACAAAAGCAUUACUUGAAGCCGGUUAUAUGCAGAGCAAGUAUGAUUAUUUAAUGUUUACAAAGCAACAAGGGAGUGACAUAGUUGUUCUGUUGAUAUAUGUUGAUGAUCUUUUAAUCACUGGGAGUAGUGAGAAAUUGAUAGCAGAAUUGAAACACAUCUUGAAUAAGAAUUUCAAAAUGAAAGAUCUUGGAGAGUUGAAAUGCUUUCUAGGAUUAGAGGUUUUAAGAUCAAAGGAAGGGAUUGUGUUGAAUCAAAGAAAGUAUGCUCUAGAGUUUAUUGAAGAGACUGGUGUAGGUGGAGCUAAAUCGGCUUUGACUCCUCUUGAGCAAAACAAGAAGUUUACUACAGCUGAAUAUGAUGAAGCAGUUUGUAGCAAUGAAGAAUUGUUGCAAGAUAAGUCUGUUUUUCAAAGACUUAUAGGAAGACUAAUAUAUCUGACUCACACAAGGCCAGAUAUUGUCUAUGAUGUACAUUUCCUCAGUCAGUUCAUGCAUAAACCAAAACAAUCACAUCUUGAAGCUACAUUGAGAGUGGUAAAAUACAUUAAGAAAAAUCCUGGACAAGGGAUUUUACUAAGUAUGGCGAGUAAAUGCAGAUUAAUUGCUUAUUGUGACUCUGACUGGGCUUUCUGUCCUAUGACUAGAAGGUCUGUAACAGGUUUCUGUGUUAAGCUUGGAAUGUCUCUAAUCUCUUGGAAGUCUAAGAAAUAG